AUGGCAACAAGUAGGAUGCGUAGGGUAGCUAAAGAGCUCUCCGAUAUAAAGGCCGACGCGGAUUUAUCCGGUAUCACUGCUAUGCCUGCCGACGGUGACGAUGACUUCACGCACCUCAAGGCUCGGAUACCUGGUCCUCCAGGCACCCCUUACGAGGGUGGGAGGUUUAUCGUGGACGUCAAAAUCCCCAACGAAUAUCCCUUUCGCCCUCCUGUUAUGAAGUUCGAUACCAAAGUCUGGCAUCCAAAUAUUAGCAGUCAAACUGGUGCUAUCUGUUUAGACACUAUAAGUUCCGCCUGGUCUCCCGUUCUCACUAUAAAGUCCACCCUUUUAUCUUUGCAAGGCCUCUUCGAAAGCCCUGAACCCAAAGACCCGCAAGACGCUGAAGUAGCCAAGAUGAUGAUAAACGACAGAGAAGCUUUCAAUAAUAAGGCUCAUGACUGGGCUGUACGCCACGCCCGUGCCCCUCCAAAUCCCAAAUACCAAUACGUGCAGCCGCGGCCCACCAUGGCGCCACAGCAGGUCGACGAUAGCAGAUACCAGGGCUACAACAAAGAUCUCAUUGAUAGAUUCGUCAGCAUGGGGUUUGAUAUCGAGCGAGUUGUAGAGGCUUUCCAAUUUGUUGGUAUCGACAGACUUGACGGUCAAGAUUAUGAGCUGGAGGAAGCAUACAUGGGUGAUAUCACAGCUCGAUUGUUAGGAGAACCUUAG
Molecule: messenger RNA, 711 nt
Organism: Daldinia childiae
Lineage: Eukaryota; Fungi; Ascomycota; Sordariomycetes; Xylariales; Hypoxylaceae
Product: Ubiquitin-conjugating enzyme E2 1
Exons: 3
Coding region: 1-711 (236 amino acids)
Molecular function (GO): protein binding
Source: RefSeq, a predicted model, not a curated record